Messenger RNA from Maylandia zebra (zebra mbuna), 2120 nucleotides. RefSeq names its product olfactomedin. The record is from RefSeq and is a predicted model, not a curated record. Gene Ontology annotation, biological process: signal transduction. NCBI's taxonomy places the organism in Eukaryota, Metazoa, Chordata, Actinopteri, Cichliformes, Cichlidae.
UUAAGGCUGUGGAGCAACUUAUCAGUGACAGGAAGCAAACUGGCAAAUUCUGAGUUUGUUGUGAGUGAGUUUUUCUAAAGAAAACAGAAGAAGACUGUGUGUCAGUGUUGGUCCAGUCUCAGUUUCUCUAAAAAUGCUGCAGCUGCUUCUAUUGCUGCUGCUGUCGUCCACAGCUGACAGCCAGAGUCAGCGAGUGUCGGGCUACAAGAAGGCAAAUGCAUGUGUGUGCCAGCUAAACUCCACCAUGUGGGUGUUUCCUGCUCAGAAGUUUAAGUACGUGUUGGAGGAAGUUCACACCUGUGAAGAAUCUCUGAAUAACCUACAAGAAGAGCUGACGUUCUCUAGCCAACGUCUCCCUCUGAUCCAGGAUCAGUUUACCAACUUUACGGCUCGGCUGGAGCCCUACAACUACCUGCACUCCCAGGGCCUGUAUACAGAACUGUCCCUGCGCCAGCUGGGCCAGGAGCUCAGCCAGUUACAGGUGGACAUCGAUGUGGUCCACAGCCAGCUUAACAACUCCGAGACACAGAAACUCUCCAAAGAGGCUGAUAGACUACAUAAACAUGUAAACAAGAUGCAAACAAUAGACACGCUUAACAUGAAGACUGUGAAGGAGAAACUGCGCUACCUAAAGAAUAAUGUGGAGACCUGCAAGUCAAUCCCCAAAGACUUCAGAGUUCAGGACAAGCACUGCGUCAGAGGUCUGAUCACCAACAUCAGUGACCCUAUCACGACCAAAGUCAGUCCUCAUGGUAAGAGCUAUAUCUCUGGUUCGUGGGGAAAACAAGCCCAGAACGAGAGCGAGGGGCAGAAGAACAGUUACUGGGUUCAACCUCUGCUCAGCAGCCACAUCUGGGGCAACACUGUGCGCCUUUACCAAACCUACGAAGACUUCAUGGCCUCAACAAACCACAGAGAAUUUACCUUUGCUUCAUCUUACAGUCAUCCCAGCACAAAUGAAGGUCCGAACGCCGUCCUGUAUGGCGAGGCUCUGUAUUAUCACUGCUACCGCUCUGCAGACAUUUGCCGGUACGACCUUGAGGCCAACGAGGUCAAACGGGUGACUCUUCCAGGCACUGGUGUGGGUUUCAACAACAAGUUCCCCUAUUGUUAUUACGAUUGCCGGCUCAAUAGUGAUGUUGAUGUAGAGGCAGAUGAAACAGGACUGUGGGCUCUCUAUGCCACUAUAGGUAACCAUGGUAACCUUGUGAUCAGCCGGUUAGUUUGGGACAGCGAGGUGAAGAGUCUCAACGUGACACAGACGUGGGAAACGAGGUUGUUCAAGAAGGCAACGAGCAACGCCUUCAUGGUGUGCGGUGUGAUGUACGCAACUCGUUACGUUAAUGAGUACCGGGAGGAGGUGUUCUACGCCUUCGACACAGCCACAGGCAAAGAAGACAACUCACUAGCAAUACCACUGGAGAAGGUAGCUAAAGCAGUGGCUAGUCUGAGCUACAAUCCCACCAACAAGCAGAUCUACAUGUACAACGAUGGAUACUUGCUGGCCUACCAGGCCCACUUCAGAUCUGAAGCUUUGUAGCUAGUUAUUGUCACAUGACCAAGCCCCCCCCCCUCCAAAAAAAAACGCAAUGGCUUUUUCUGUGCAACAGCAAUCUUAGCAGAUGUUGCAAAUGCUGAAGAUAUAUCAUGUAUGCUACAUGCAUGCUGCAAGAAAAAAAAGCAAUGAUUUAAAAAGUGCAGUUUAAGGACUAUUUUAUGCAACAGUGAUGUUAGCUACAAAUACCACAGAUAUGUCAUGUAUGCUGUAAAAACUGUUCUUAUACUAAUAAUGUCAUUUGGUUAAACUGAAUGCAAACACCGGUUAGAACCAUAAUAAAGUCUUCAGUACCAAAAACAUCAAGAUUUUAACUAUUUUGGGUUUACAGCUUCUAACAUUACUGCUAACACUGUAGGGGUAGGUUUAAAAAAUUGAUUUUAUCAUAGAAAUUGAUUUUAGUUUGAAUAAUGUGAUAUUGAUACCCAAAAUCGAUUUUUAAAUGUAAAUGUAUUUUGCUAGAAACGGCAGAGUCUGAGGUUAAAGCUCACAAAACUGUUUCAAUCAUCAAACAGCUAAUGAUGUAAACGGAUUUUGCAAAAAGAUGUAAAUGCAAAGCAUGCCC